Messenger RNA from Gaeumannomyces tritici R3-111a-1, 1039 nucleotides. Its product is annotated as 50S ribosomal protein L13. Gene Ontology annotation, cellular component: mitochondrial large ribosomal subunit; ribosome. The record is from RefSeq and is a predicted model, not a curated record. Gene Ontology annotation, biological process: negative regulation of translation; translation. Bases 219 to 776 code for a protein of 185 amino acids. Gene Ontology annotation, molecular function: mRNA binding; structural constituent of ribosome. The transcript is spliced from 2 exons. Lineage: Eukaryota; Fungi; Ascomycota; Sordariomycetes; Magnaporthales; Magnaporthaceae.
GCGAGAGCUCGAUUUUCGCAUCACAGAUAACCGGGCAUUUCCAAGCGGAUAGCAUCUGCCCACACAACUCUCAGCCCAGGACUUCGGAUAUACAGCCGAGUCUGUCCGGCUGUCUAAAGGGAGGAAGGAGGAGGCGGCGGAUACCCCGACCACUGGGAGCGCAAUCGACAGACAAUCCGCGGGGACAAGAGGAGGGGAGAAACGAGAAAGCCGCCAGAAUGUCACAAACCAUUGGGCUGACGCGGCUGGCCUACUCGCGCGUGUGGCACCACGUGUCGGCGUCGGCGCCGCACGCGGCCCUUUCGACUGCCAAGAGCGCCGCCGCGCCCGAGGCGGCCACUCCGCCGUCGCUCGGGCGGCUGGCGUCGCGCAUCGCCACCAUCCUGAUGGGCAAGCACAAGCCCAUCUGGGACCCGUCGACCGACUGCGGCGACUACGUGGUCGUGACCAACUGCGCGGCCCUCUACACGACGGGCAUGAAGAAGUACCGCAAGACCUACUACAGGCACAACACGCGCCCGGGCUCCCUGCGCGCCCUCACCAUGGACGUGCUGAUGGACAAGCUCGGCGGCGCCGAGGUCCUGCGAAAGGCCGUCAGCGGCAUGCUGCCCAAGAACCGCCUGCGCCAGAAGAGGCUGGCGAGGCUAAAGGCCUUUGAGGGCGACGCGCACCCGUACCGCGAGAAUUUGAUACGGUUCGGGGAUAAGCCGGUGGGGUCCCCGGGGUGGGAGAGCAUAGUCCAGGCCGUGAGGGAGGCGGACAAGUCGAGGAUAUGAAGGCGGGGGUUUGGAGAAUGGAGUCAUGCGGACCAGCAAGAAACGGUGCCAUGGCGGCGCAAGUCGACGUCAGCUACGGCGACAAAGUGCGUGCCCUUGAAAGGGUCGAGUCUAGUCUUCAUCGCUUUGUUGUGCCCCGUUUUCAAGACCAAAGCUCUGUGCAAGGCGGAGCUCGUGUAACAUAGAGGAUAUGGUGCCAUCACAAUGUGUAAAAAUUUACUUGUGAACAGCGUUAACUGAGUCUUCCAGCGUUGUCAAGUCCC